UGUGUUUUCUUCACUACACACACACAAACGCGCACACACCGAGGUUUCCCUUAAAUGGCGAAAACGCACAAAGUACAGCUGACCUCGGGAGAUUAGAGGAAUAACUAGUGGUAGGUAAAAGGAAACAGAAAGAACGUAAACAAAACAAGUGACUGCUCGUCUGGUGCUCGUCUGCGGGACGGUGAACUCUGCUCCGCCUCAUGGUUGUGCUUCUAGUCCGAGAGGAAAACUUCUGCCGUUCAGAGACGAAAACAACAACGAUAAAAGCACCGGGACGUUUGUACAUCCAGGAACCCAAAACAGAUGUGCACGAGACCAGAGACCUCCGUUUGAUAAGACCACAUCCAACCAAACCUCCCCUGGGAAGACUUAGUGUUUGAUGCCACCAGGAUGGGGAACAGCAGCAGCGACAGGUCCAGUGGGGGUCAGGGUGAGAGAGGGAAAGAGGCAAGCGCCACCAUCCUGAUAGACAACUCAGAGGACGGAGACCUUUUCCAGAGAGAAGACACAAAGGCUCCUGAGGAAAUACAGGAAUUUCUGGCCUGGCAGCAUGACCUGGUGAGUGAUGGCAAAAGUCCAACCCAGGACAGACCCACUAUGUUCAGGUGGCCGGGGGCCGCCAAGGAAGUUUUUGUGUCCGGCUCCUUUAACAACUGGGCCACCAAGAUCCCUCUCAACAAAAGUCAGAAAAACUUUGUGGCUAUUGUGGACCUGCCAGAGGGAGAGCACCAGUACAAGUUCUGUGUAGACGGUCAGUGGACCUUGGAUCCUACUGGGGCCGUGGUGACGUCUAAAACUGGCUCAGUUAAUAAUGUCAUCCAGGUGAAGACAACUGACUUUGAAGUCUUUGACGCUCUCAGGAUCGACUCGGAGGAUACUGCUGACAUCUCGGACUUGUCCAGUUCCCCUCCCGGCCCCUACCUACAGGAUGCAUAUGUGACCAAGCCAGAGGACAAGAUCAAGAAUCCUCCCUACCUACCUCCCCACCUGCUGCAAGUGCUGCUCAACAAGGACACGGGUAUUUCUUGUGACCCAACACUGCUUCCAGAACCCAACCAUGUGAUGCUCAAUCACCUGUACGCCCUCUCCAUCAAGGACGGCGUGAUGGUCCUCAGUGCAACGCACCGAUACAAAAAGAAAUAUGUGACCACACUUCUCUACAAGCCAGUAUAAUCCACAGAGCUAUGAUGCAGCCUCUUAUUUUAUAAUUCAUCUGUUGUACACAGCUGCUGCUCGCAUUGUUUUGUUAAAACUACAACUAAUUAUCUUCCUGAUAUCAAUCCAAAACAUUUGAUACAUCUGUUUUACCAUCCUGUAAUCCCAUAAUCUAAUAAAAUGUAUUUAAAGUUG
Molecule: messenger RNA, 1350 nt
Organism: Anarrhichthys ocellatus (wolf-eel)
Lineage: Eukaryota; Metazoa; Chordata; Actinopteri; Perciformes; Anarhichadidae
Gene: prkab1b
Product: protein kinase, AMP-activated, beta 1 non-catalytic subunit, b
Exons: 8
Coding region: 391-1173 (260 amino acids)
Biological process (GO): signal transduction
Cellular component (GO): cytoplasm; nucleotide-activated protein kinase complex; nucleus
Molecular function (GO): protein kinase binding
Source: RefSeq, a predicted model, not a curated record